AUGAAAGGAAUCAUGCCUUGUGAUCAAGAAUCGUCCUCCUUUUAUAGCUCCGAAGUAGAUCGCAACCUCCUCCGCGUAUCUCGUCCACGUGCAACUACCGAUCCCGCUAUUUCCGGAUCUGAACAGUCGAAGCGAGAUUCUCGUUUGACUCGUUCAAACUCAGCUUGUGGACUUGACUCCGUCGAGCUAGAGCUCGACUUCGUCUUCACAAGUAGCUCGGACAGUAAACAGCUGGAUUUGGACAAGGAUACUUGGUGGGCUCGAGGUCACUUUACUGGGCUGAGUGGACUUAUCUUGAUCUUAGGACUUAGGUGA
Molecule: messenger RNA, 315 nt
Organism: Microthlaspi erraticum
Lineage: Eukaryota; Viridiplantae; Streptophyta; Magnoliopsida; Brassicales; Brassicaceae
Source: the annotation of a GenBank genome assembly